Salarias fasciatus (jewelled blenny) is the source of this 1336-nucleotide messenger RNA. RefSeq names its product calcium channel, voltage-dependent, gamma subunit 7b (gene cacng7b). Gene Ontology annotation, cellular component: postsynaptic density membrane; AMPA glutamate receptor complex. Gene Ontology annotation, biological process: neurotransmitter receptor internalization; transmission of nerve impulse; postsynaptic neurotransmitter receptor diffusion trapping. Lineage: Eukaryota; Metazoa; Chordata; Actinopteri; Blenniiformes; Blenniidae. The record is from RefSeq and is a predicted model, not a curated record. Bases 230 to 1255 code for a protein of 341 amino acids. The transcript is spliced from 6 exons. Gene Ontology annotation, molecular function: channel regulator activity; voltage-gated calcium channel activity.
AAGUAGCUCGCUGAACUGAUCCACCGCAGUGCCUGGGACAGACUGAGUGAAAGAGAGAGUGAGGGAUUUAGAGGAUGGGUAAAGGGGAUUAAGGAAAAACACAUCGAAUAGAGGGAGAGUUGAGAGAGAGAGAGAGAGAGAGAGCGAGAGAGAGACCAAAAUCCAGCAAGCCUCCCUGGUGUGAGGUUUCUUGGCUUUACUGACGUGUGCGCACGACUCUCGUGUCAGGAUGAGUUCCUGCAGCAGCCGCGCGUUGACCAUCCUGUCCACGGUGUUCGGAGCAUGCGGGCUGCUGCUGGUGGGGGUGGCCGUCUCCACAGACUACUGGCUCAUAAUGGUGGAGGGAAUCAUCCUGCAGCAGAACCAGAGCAUGGAGGUGAAGAUGGCGCUGCAUUCAGGCCUCUGGAGAGUUUGCUUUGUGGCUGGAUCGGAGAACGGGAGAUGUGUCGCAUCAGAGUAUUUCACCGAACCCGAAAUAGAGAUCACCACUGAAAACACCGCAAAUAUACUGAAGAUGGUGCGUACAGCCACACCCUUCCCCAUGGUGUCGCUGCUCUUCGUCUUCACCGCCUUUGUCAUCAGCAACAUCGGACACAUCCGGCCUCAGCGCACAAUCCUGGCCUUCGUGUCCGGCAUCUUCUUCAUCCUCUCAGGCCUCAGUCUGGUCGUGGGCCUGGUGCUCUACAUCUCCAGUAUUAACGACGAGGUGAUGAACCGGCCCCGGGAGCCCGAGCAGUUCUUCAAUUAUCACUAUGGCUGGUCCUUCGCGUUCGCUGCCUCUUCAUUCUUACUCAAAGAGGGGGCCGGUGUGAUGUCAGUCUAUCUGUUCAUGAAGCGUUAUGCAGAGGAAGAGAUGUACCGCCCCCACCCUGCGCUCUACCGCCCCCGCCUGUCGGAGAGCAGUGACUAUAGUGGCCAGUUCCUCCACCCGGAGUCCUCCUGGCCUCCGCCGAAGCGAGGCCGCAGCACGUCGGAGGCCUCCAGCGACAUCUCCAUCCAGCUCAACCAGACGCCGCCAGUGCCGUCCAAAGCCAACCUGCAGGCGGUGGGCCAGGGCAGCCCCCCCUCCGGCUCCUCCUCCGUGGGGAGCUACCCGAUGCCCCCGCAGUCCGCCGGCUAUCCCACGACACACACCCUGACCCGGUCGCACUCCUCACACCCCCAAGGCCAGGCGCUCCCCAUGGCCAUGCCGCCGUCGCCCGUACCUCCCCCUCACUAUCACACACACGUGCACAUGAGUGCCUCCCCCUGUUAGGGUGAGGGAGCCUCACAGUGGAAAGGAGAGACACGGACUCCUCAUAAUCAUAUGUUAUGUACAUUUAGACGCGGAUGGCAG